AUGUCUCAACAAACCACCUUCAACCCAACCUCCUCCGCACCUUUCCACCGCCUGCUAUCCUACUACUCCAACCGGUCCCAGAAGCCCGACAACGAAACCGUCCGGCUCGGCGACUCCCUCCGCGGCAAUCUCGCCCUGGGCCUAGACUUCCCGGUGGCCCUGGGCGUCGCCAUCGGCCGGCAUCUCUUCCUGCGCAACGUCUCCUGGCUCUCGCUCGACAUCCACAUCCCGCGCGUGGGCUGGAAGACGACCCCCCUCGAGGGCGUGAAGGUCGACGAGAAGCGGGACUACUCCCGCGCGGAAUUCCUGAACGUCGUGAGGCAGACCAAGGGCUGGUUCGGAGUCCUCGAUGCCCUGGGUCUCUGGGCGCUGGCGGCGGACUGUCGGACGGGGAGGAUCUCCGGCGAGGAUGUGGUCGGGUUUCAACGGGGCACGCUUUUGCAUCGGGUUGAGGAGAGGAGGAAGAUUGGACGGGAGCAGGUUUUGCCUCUGGUGCGAGGCGGGCCGAUUUCGUAA
Dissoconium aciculare CBS 342.82 is the source of this 516-nucleotide messenger RNA. RefSeq lists its product as uncharacterized. The record is from RefSeq and is a predicted model, not a curated record. Bases 1 to 516 code for a protein of 171 amino acids. The transcript has a single exon. Lineage: Eukaryota; Fungi; Ascomycota; Dothideomycetes; Mycosphaerellales; Dissoconiaceae.